AUGGCGAAGCGUAUCAAGGUGGCCUCCAACCGAGACGUGUGCAUCGUGGGUAUUGCGCGGACGCCCAUGGGGUCGCUCAACGGCGCGCUAGCGAGCAAGACCGCCGUCGAGCUUGGGGCGAUUGCCAUCAAAGCGGCCGUCGAGCGCAGUGGCAUUCGUGCCGAAGACGUCGAUGAAGUAUUUAUGGGACACGUGCUCUCGGCCAACGCCGGUCAAGCUCCGGCCCGACAAGCUGCGAUCAAGGCGGGUCUCCCCGACAGCGUGCCCUGCACGGCCAUCAACAAGGUCUGCGCAUCGGGCAUGAAGGCGGUGGCGUUUGCGAGCCAGGCCAUCAUGCUCGGGUUUCGGGACGUUGUCGUGGCGGGUGGCAUGGAAAGCAUGACACAUGCGCCCCACAUGUCGGGGUCGCUCCGUGGCGGCGCUCGGUUUGGCGAAGUGUCGUUCGUCGAUGCUGUCCAGCGGGAUGGUUUGAACGAUGCAUUCGACAAUGUGCCCAUGGGCAACUUUGCCGAGCUCUGCGCCGAGAAGUACAACUUGUCGCGCGCCGAUCAAGACGCGUAUGCGGCCGAGUGCUACCGCAAGGCGGUCGCGGCCACGGAGGCGGGCAAGUUCAAGGCCGAAGUAGUGCCCGUGCCCGUCAUUCGCAAGCGCGGCGAAGCCCCCGUGCUUGUGGAGAAGGACGAAGAGGCGUUCGCACGGCCCGUCUCGCUCGCGUCGCUUGAGAAGCUGCGUCCGUGCUUUGUGCCGCCGACCAGUGUCACGGCCGGGAACGCGUCGCCGAUCAGCGACGGCGCGUCGGCGCUCGUGCUCAUGAGCCGUGAAAAGGCCAUCGCACUUGGCGUCGAGAGCAAGAUUCUUGCGGUCAUUCGCGGCUUUGAUGACGCUGCGCACGACCCGCGCUUCUUCACCACGGCGCCGUCGCUUGCGAUUCCCAAGGCGCUGCAGCGGGCGGACGUUGGCCUUGAUGAAAUCGACUUUUUCGAGCUCAACGAAGCGUUCUCGGCCGUCGCGUUGGCCAACUGCCAGAUUCUCGGCAUCGACGCGGGCCGCGUCAACAUCUAUGGCGGCGCGGUCGCCCUUGGCCACCCGCUCGGGUGCUCAGGCGCCCGCAUCAUUGCGACGCUCUGCUCGGUGCUCCACCAAGAGAAUGGCCGGAUCGGUGUCGCGGCCGUGUGCAAUGGUGGUGGCGGCGCGUCGGCCAUCGUAGUUGAGCGCGUCGUCGCGUGA
Saprolegnia diclina VS20 is the source of this 1227-nucleotide messenger RNA. RefSeq names its product acetyl-CoA C-acetyltransferase. Lineage: Eukaryota; Oomycota; Saprolegniomycetes; Saprolegniales; Saprolegniaceae. Bases 1 to 1227 code for a protein of 408 amino acids. The record is from RefSeq and is a predicted model, not a curated record. Gene Ontology annotation, molecular function: acetyl-CoA C-acetyltransferase activity. Gene Ontology annotation, biological process: fatty acid beta-oxidation. The transcript is spliced from 10 exons.